Acanthopagrus latus (yellowfin seabream) is the source of this 1528-nucleotide messenger RNA. It is a transcript of the gene stoml1, whose product is annotated as stomatin (EPB72)-like 1. Gene Ontology annotation, cellular component: plasma membrane. Bases 195 to 1421 code for a protein of 408 amino acids. The transcript has 7 exons. Lineage: Eukaryota; Metazoa; Chordata; Actinopteri; Spariformes; Sparidae. The record is from RefSeq and is a predicted model, not a curated record.
UGCCUGAUCAAAACACGGAAGUGCCUCAUGCUAGCUUGUUAGCAUUACUAGCUAAAGCGGCCGUUAUCCUAGCAGUGCCCUUAACUACAGUGUUUACUUCGACUAGGCGGGGUUGGUUGACAUCUACAGCGGAUACUGACAGCUGACAUGAACUCGCUUUAGAUAACAAAAUAGGAAAUAACAAUUAACUUACAAUGUUUAGCAAGUCGUAUCAGCUGCUCCCCCAGAGGGACUCCUCGGGUCUGUCGAGGACACCUGGCUUGUUUGUGGACAGAGAUGGCUUCACACGGUCCAGCUACCAUAAAGGACUUUCAUUUGACAACAUGCCUAAUGUUUCUAAUGACGACUUUACUGAUACCUCUCAAGGGUGGCUGUCCUGGAUCUGCAACCUGAUCGUCACCUUCCUCGUCUACAUCUGCACCUUUCUAACAUUUCCUAUAUCAGGAUGGUUCGUGCUGAAGACUGUGCCUAACUACCAGAGGAUAGUAGUGUUUCGUCUGGGUCGAGUGUGUCCUCCAAAGGGCCCCGGUAUCGUCCUUGUGCUGCCCUUCAUUGACCAGUGGCAGAGAGUAGACCUGCGCACCCGUGCUUUCAACAUCCCUCCUUGCCAGGUGUCCACUCAGGAUGGUGGUGUGUUAGCAGUGGGAGCAGACAUCCAGUUCCGGAUCUGGAACCCCGUCAUGUCAGUAAUAUCAGUUCAGGAUCUGAACGCCUCGACCAGAAUGACGGCACAGAAUGCCUUGACCCACAGCCUGUCCAAGAAGACUGUCAGGGAGAUCCAAACAGAGAGAGUUAAACUGGGAGAAUAUCUUGGGAUGGACAUAAAUGAGAUGACGCGUCACUGGGGGCUGGAGGUGGACAGGGUAGAGCUGACCUUGGGGUCUUUAGUAAAAGCCCCGGCUGAUGACCCCUGCGGAUCCCUGAUCAUGCCUCCUUCUGUGCCUGGACUGGAAGGCCUCACUGGCCCUAUUCAGCAGUUAGCCAUGCACUUUCUGGGAAGCAGUGGCAGUUUACAGCAUAAACAGGACUGCUUAACCUUUACGGAUGAGCUUAGCAGCACCCCCCAGACAGUUGUGGCCACACCAGUGUCUGUUGAGGAACUGCUUGACGGGGUCAAGCUCCUGCUCUCUGAAACCUUGGUCCGCCAGGUUGGGGCCUGCUUCCAGUUCAACAUAAGCUCUGAGGAUGGACAGCAUCACAGUUACUAUGUGGAUUUGAGCCAAGGUAGUGGUGCAGCUGGAGCAGGGUCCUUGUGCACAGAGCCAGAUGUGACACUGAGUAUGAGUGACAGCGACCUUUUGGCCAUGUUCCGGGGCGAGCUACGACCAUUUGCUGCUUACACCAGUAGCAGACUCAAAAUCCAGGGAGAUAUUAAGACUGCCAUGAAGCUGGAAGAGCUCAUAAAAUUACUUAAGAAAUAGCAAUCACAGUAACAUUUGUAACGGUAUUUAUUGAAUUCUUAUAAAUGUAAAUUAAAGGUUUUUAAUGUAUGCACUGAUAAUAUUUGUUAUAAACUAAAUUUCUGUCA